This is a messenger RNA of Orbilia oligospora ATCC 24927, 759 nucleotides long. RefSeq lists its product as uncharacterized. The transcript has 2 exons. Lineage: Eukaryota; Fungi; Ascomycota; Orbiliomycetes; Orbiliales; Orbiliaceae. The record is from RefSeq and is a predicted model, not a curated record. Bases 1 to 759 code for a protein of 252 amino acids.
AUGGCGACCGAAGGUAUGACUGUCCUGGUUGAGAUGCCGAAUCUCAGUUCUGCUGUCAGGAUGUUCCACAAGCUUGACGACGUCAACUCCCUCCUAAGUCUUAUCAGCGACACCUGCCCAUUCUUCGAGAUCUCUCGCAUGACCGCUUUCCGCAACAACAAAGCCCUCGAAAAAACCGACAAGCUCUUAUUUGGAGAACACCUCGUCGUCAAAUACAAAUACGAAGACCUCGAUCGCGUUGAUCCCAAAGUUGAACUCGAGAAGGUUCUCGAUAAGAUGAAGGAUAUCGACGUAAUCCUCCAGAUUCUUUCUACUCAAAACGAGUGCCUUCUCGACCAGGAACAACAAAACCCGAAUAUCAAGGGAUUGAGUGUUGGAAUUGGCUCUGAUUUUUCGUUCGAAGAGGGUUAUGAAAGUUCUGAUAGUGUCUACUAUGGAAAGGAUAUGCCUCUUCCUGUCAUUCGUGUCAAACUUCCUGGCGCGAAUGGCGGUGCGGUCAUUGCUCCUGGACCUGAUAGAGACUCUAAAGAACGAUUCCGACGUAUCUUUGAUACCAAUAUCCAAGGUAUCUACUUCAAAAAAUACAAAGCCGGAUACCCCACUAGUUCCUUGGAGAGUAUGACGAAGGAGCAGCUUGAGGAAACUUUUGGGAUCUAUCCGGCUCUGGAAUCUUCUGGUUCUGAGGAAGAUGGGUCUGGUGUAUCUGGAACUACGGAGUCUUUCAUCCCUGAUGAAGAGAUUCCUCAGUUGAAAAUUUGA